AUGUCCUCUGAAAGAACUUUCAUUGCUUUGAAGCCUGAUGCCGUCCAACGUGGUUUGAUUGGUCCAAUCAUUACCAGAUUCGAACAAAAGGGAUUCAAGUUGGUUGCUAUGAAGCUCAUCACUCCAACUGCUGAAUUGGCCUCUAAGCAUUACGCUGAACAUGAUGGUAAGCCAUUCUUUGCUGGUUUGGUUGAAUUCUUGACUUCUGGUCCAGUCUGUGCUAUGGUCUGGGAAGGUCAAGGUGUCAUUGCUGCUGCUAGAAAGCUCAUCGGUGUUACCAAGCCAUUGGAAUCUGCUCCAGGUACUAUCAGAGGUGACUUUGCUAUCAACGUUGGUAGAAACAUUAUCCACGGUUCUGACAGCACUACCUCCGCUGAAGCUGAAAUUGCUUUGUGGUUCAAGCCUGAAGAAAUCUCCAACUGGACUCCAGUUGCUAACAAAUGGAUUUACGAAUAA
Molecule: messenger RNA, 456 nt
Organism: Naegleria gruberi
Lineage: Eukaryota; Heterolobosea; Eutetramitea; Acrasida; Naegleriidae
Product: nucleoside diphosphate kinase
Exons: 2
Coding region: 1-456 (151 amino acids)
Biological process (GO): CTP biosynthetic process; GTP biosynthetic process; UTP biosynthetic process
Molecular function (GO): nucleoside diphosphate kinase activity
Source: RefSeq, a predicted model, not a curated record